UUCAUUUUCUUCUUUCUCUUCAAUCCAAAAAAAAGGGGGGGGGGUUAAAUUCCUUGGAAAAUGAAGAAUGAAGGAAGGUAUGAGUCUUUGUACGAUGAUUUUGAACCCUGCUGCGAGUGGAAAAAGCAAAACGGAGCUUCCAUUCUCGACGAAGUUGAUAUUCUUGAAAUCCACUUACAGGGAUUCAAGAAGGAAGACGUGAAGAGCGAAAUGAGAAAGGAUGGGAUGUUAUAUAUAAGUGGAGAACAUCCGAUGGGGAAGAAUCAAAUAAAGCGAUUCAACAAAAAGAUUGAUGUUUCCAAGUAUGAAAUCAAAGCAAUUGAAGCGCAGUUCGAAGGUGGGAAACUUCAACUAAGGCUACCCUGUACAUAUCCACCUAUCACCUUCCUCACCAUUGGGAAGUAUCCUAAUUACAAAGCUUUAAUUUUACGUUUAAGCCACAAAUUUGUCAAGGGAACAACCAGCUCUGCAAUGGCUCUUGCUCUACUGUUGCUUCUUGGGGUUUUUAUGUACAAAUAUUUGGAGUGCAUCAGUAUUCAGAAUUGAGUCCAACCCAGGCAAUCUAUUCAAAUUGAACUGAUGCUCAGAUACCAAAAUUUGUUUGUGUUUGACAUCUUUUAUGAAUUAUUUAUUGAUUUUAGCUAAUUAGAUGUGCUUCAAUAAACACUUUUAAUUCUAAUGCUAA
Gossypium raimondii (Peruvian cotton) is the source of this 685-nucleotide messenger RNA. Its product is annotated as inactive protein RESTRICTED TEV MOVEMENT 2. The transcript has 2 exons. The record is from RefSeq and is a predicted model, not a curated record. Bases 61 to 546 code for a protein of 161 amino acids. Lineage: Eukaryota; Viridiplantae; Streptophyta; Magnoliopsida; Malvales; Malvaceae.